Strongylocentrotus purpuratus (purple sea urchin) is the source of this 342-nucleotide messenger RNA. RefSeq lists its product as uncharacterized. NCBI's taxonomy places the organism in Eukaryota, Metazoa, Echinodermata, Echinoidea, Camarodonta, Strongylocentrotidae. Bases 1 to 342 code for a protein of 113 amino acids. The transcript has a single exon. The record is from RefSeq and is a predicted model, not a curated record.
AUGUCUGAUGCUCGGAUAUUUGGCGACUCUGAGCUUUUCAACGGCCUGGAAGAGGAAGCCCUAGGACUCCCCACACCCAGCCCUCUGACUGCAAGCCCUGAUGACCUCCAAGACAUCCCCUUCUUAAUCCUGGGGGAUAAAGCCUUCGCCUUCAGGAACUACCUAAUGAAGCCAUACGGCAGAAGAGGGAUGGUCAGGGAGAAGAGGAUUUUCAAAUAUAGACUCUCAAGGGGAGGAGAAUGGUGUAAAAUGUGUCUCGGGUGUCUCCUCAGGACUCUAGAGCAGAAGCCCAACGCUUUGAAUGAUAUGGUUGAGGCGCAGUGGUUCUGCGCAACCUACUGA